CUGAAUUCUGCCGAGAAACCUCACUCGGUGACUCAAACUGCCUGCAGUUCAACACCACGAACCUCCCCCCCAGAAGGAAACGGCGAAACGUCGAGAAUUCGCUGCACAACAUGACGACAACAGAUGGUGCACCGCCCUCCGGGGAUUUGACGUCGCGGGUCCUUCACGCCCUGUCUCAGAAAGAGCCUAUCCUCUCGACCGAAUCGUUCCCCGAGUCGGCUUUCACAGAUCUCAAGGCGGCACUCGACCGGCUCGCGAGCCGGUCUAUGAUCAUCUACGAACCCAUCGAGAGAGAAGAGGCUGCUCUGGAACCGGAAGGUCUACAGAUUGCGGAACAUGGCAGUCACGAGGCCCGGGUGUUCGAGGCUCUUCGUCAAGCUGUGGAGGGGCUGAGUGUCGCGGAUCUCGAAAAGACCAUCGGCGAUAAGACGGUGACGAAAGUGGGACAAGGCAAAGCCUUCAAGGAGAAGUGGAUUAGCAAGAGCAAGGACGGCAAGCUGGUGGCAAGCGUCGGUUCGAUCGAGGAUGUCACGCAAAAACAGCUCAAGCACAUUCAACAGGAGAAGACACACGAACCGAAGAUUAUUAGCGAGCUCAAGAAGCGCAAGCUGGUCAAGACGCAAAAGGUGAUCAGCUUCAAGAUCCGCAAGGGGCCCGAAUUCGCGCUGGAGAUCAAGAAGGAGGAGACCGACCUGACGGUGGACAUGAUCACGUCGGGGGCAUGGAAGACGGCCGACUUCAAGCCCUACAACUUCAAGGCACUGGGCGCGGUGCAGAACGCGGGCGCGCUCCACCCGCUGAACAAGGUGCGGCACGAGUUCCGGCAGAUCUUCUUCGAGAUGGGCUUCGAAGAGAUGCCGACGAACCGGUACGUCGAGACGGGCUUCUGGAACUUCGACGCGCUCUACGUCCCGCAGCAGCACCCGGCGCGCGACCUCCAGGACACGUUCUACGUGGCGGACCCCAAGGUGGGCGGCAAGCCCGGGCCCGAGUCGGCGGACGACCAGGCGGACUACGCGGCGUACUGGGACAACGUGAAGCAGGUGCACCAGGACGGCAAGUACGGGUCGAUAGGGUACCGGUACCCGUGGGCGGGGGAGGAGGCGCAGAAGCUGGUGCUGCGGACGCACACGACGGCCAUCUCGGCGGCGAUGCUGCACAAGCUGGCGUCGAAGAAGGGGCCCGACGGGCGGCCGCCGCCGGCGCGCUACUUCUCCAUCGACCGCGUGUUCCGCAACGAGACGGUCGACGCCACGCACUUGGCCGAGUUCCACCAGGUCGAGGGCGUCAUCGCCGACUACGGGCUGACGCUGGGCGGGCUGAUGGAGUUUAUGGAGAUCUUCUUCAACAAGAUGGGCAUCACCGACCUCAAGUUCAAGCCGGCCUACAACCCCUACACCGAGCCCAGCAUGGAGAUCUUCAGCUACCACAAGGGCCUCAAGAAGCUGGUGGAGAUUGGCAACAGCGGCAUGUUCCGGCCGGAGAUGCUGGAGACCAUGGGCCUGCCGAAGGACAUGAGGGUGUACGGAUGGGGUUUGAGCUUGGAGCGGCCGACGAUGAUCAAGUACGGCAUUUCGAAUAUUCGUGAGCUGUUGGGCCACAAGGUUGACCUCAACUUUAUUGAGAGGAACCCGGCGGUGAGACUCGAGAAGAGUUAAGGGAUCUUUUUCUUCUUUCCUGCGUAUUGCAAUAGUAGAAGAAAGGGAGAGACACGAAUUAGACAAGACGAAGCAGACCAGAUAAAGAGCCGAUAAAAAGACGAAGUAUAUGACUGUAUGAAGAGGGCUGGCCAGGUACGGGUACUUCUUUUGUUCGGCACGGUAAAAAAAAAUUACCAUCUAUUUGCCGUUGUACGGGUAAAUGAAAGAAGAAAAUUGAGUUCGUUGUCCAUUCUGCCAAGCAUUCGGGCU
Sodiomyces alkalinus F11 is the source of this 1910-nucleotide messenger RNA. RefSeq names its product phenylalanyl-tRNA synthetase alpha chain. NCBI's taxonomy places the organism in Eukaryota, Fungi, Ascomycota, Sordariomycetes, Glomerellales, Plectosphaerellaceae. Gene Ontology annotation, molecular function: tRNA binding; ATP binding; phenylalanine-tRNA ligase activity. Gene Ontology annotation, cellular component: cytoplasm; cytosol; phenylalanine-tRNA ligase complex. Bases 111 to 1658 code for a protein of 515 amino acids. Gene Ontology annotation, biological process: phenylalanyl-tRNA aminoacylation. The record is from RefSeq and is a predicted model, not a curated record. The transcript has 2 exons.